CAAACUAGUAAAUUAGUUUAUAUGAAUACUAUAGCAGGUCUUGAUAUACUUAAUACCCUAAUAAUGAUUCUUUUAACAAGUAUACUCAUUAGUAGCCUACUUCUUGCUAUUAUACUUACUUCUGAUGAAACAACAAGUACUUUUGUAAAAGCCUUAGAUAUGCUUAAUAGAAAGAAUAGUAUUAUAUAA
Messenger RNA from Scutellospora calospora, 189 nucleotides. Lineage: Eukaryota; Fungi; Glomeromycota; Glomeromycetes; Diversisporales; Gigasporaceae. The record is from the annotation of a GenBank genome assembly.